Chara braunii is the source of this 835-nucleotide messenger RNA. The record is from the annotation of a GenBank genome assembly. NCBI's taxonomy places the organism in Eukaryota, Viridiplantae, Streptophyta, Charophyceae, Charales, Characeae.
AGCAUCGACCUUCAACGGUUCUUCUCGACAGCGGUUCUACAUAGGAUUGGAUGCAGAGCCAGUUCUUGAGACGGCUGACGACACCGUCUUACACAGAGCUGCUAGAGGGACGAACCCCGGCUGGGUACGACGCAAGAGUCGUGGAUCUGAGCUUCGGUCUCCGCUCUGGCAGUGAGUCGGACGUCACACAUACCAUCGUCGUCAACCUAGCUACAAGCGUCAUCCUCGCAAAGUCAACGAUGAGGGCCAGUAAGGGGGCGGACAUCCGUGCAGGGUGUUCACAGAAGGUGGGGGGGGAGCGUGAUUUCAUUUCACCGGUGAGGGCUGUGGGUGGGAACGCUGCAGGCGCAGGUGGUUCGACGACGAAGACAGCGGGCGUGGGGGUGUCUCGUUUGGUGACGCACAAUGCUGCAAUCGAUGGAUGGGGGGAAGCUGACGACUGGUCGGCGACGGAAGUCAUGGGCCAGCAGUUUUGGAACGGUCAGCGGCAACAAAUGCAACAACCGAGCACUUCCGGCAUAAUGAAAUGGGUGGCCAACAUGCACGUCGGAGGGGAUGACACGUAUGUGGAUUGCGAUGCUGGGGGGGCUGAAGAUGUUGUGUGGACGAGGCUGGUCUUGAUGGCGGCGAAGACGACGAGGAGGAAUUGGACAUUCGACCAGUGGGAAGGAAGAGAGGCGGAUGACGGGCCAGGCAAAAGGACGACGAACUGCGAGCAGGGCGGCAAGGCAAGAAGGCUGUAGAGGACGGUGCCGCCAGCGAUGGCGCCAAUCGCAGGAAUUUGUGGACAGUGGAGCAUAAUAGCAUAUGAUUAUUCUCGUUCAAGCGAAAUGAG